AUGGGUGACGAGCUGCUGGAGCCUGAGGCAGAUGACGACAAGGCACCCGCGAGCCUGCUGUCUGGAAGACCGAUGAUAGCUCCCCGACUGGUCGAUGAUGAAGCCAAAACGGGUGACGAGCUGCUGGAGCCCGAGACAGAUCCGCUGGCUGAGCUGGCACCGAGGACAAACGAGCUACUGGUGCCAGAGACAGAACCGCUGACCGAACCCCCGGAUACAGGCGCUGACGAUGCCACGGUUACAGUACUGGAAGUCGUUGCGACACCCACCAGUCUGGAGUUUCCGCCAGGAACGACCAGUGCGCCUCUUGAUGAAGAUGAUGAAGAUGAAGAUGAACUAGAGAUGCGUCCGAAAGCGAGGUUCGACACCGGAGCAACGACCUGCCCCGACGAAGAGGAUGCGGCAGAUGCAGAAGAUUCCGAGGCGGCAGAGGAAGAGGCAGCUUCAGAGGAGGACGCCGCCGCAGAAGAAUCUGAUGCCGCGGAGGAUGACGCUUCGGCUGAGGAAGAUGCCGCGGCAGAAGAAUCCGAUGCCGCAGAUGACGAUGCUGCUGCGGAGGAAGAUGCCGCUGCAGAAGAAUCCGAUGCCGCGGAGGAUGAUGCUUCGGCUGAGGAAGAUGCCGCGGCAGAAGAAUCCGAUGCUGCAGAGGAUGAUGCUGCCGCAGAGGAUGACGCUGCCGCAGAAGAGUCUGAUGCCGCGGAGGACGAUGCUGCCGCGGAGGAUGACGCCGCUGCAGAAGAGUCUGAUGGUGCGGAGGAUGAUUCUGCCGCGGAGGAUGAUGCUGCAGCGGAGGAUGACGCUGCCGCAGAGUCUGAUGCCGCGGAAGAUGACGCUGCCGCAGAGGAUGACGCUGCCUCAGAAGAUGAUGCUGCCGCGGAGGAUGAUGCUGCCGCGGAGGAUGAUGCUGCAGCGGAGGAUGACGCUGCCUCAGAAGAUGACGCUGCCGCAGAGGACAAUGCCGCGGAGGACGACGCUGCCGCAGAGGACGACGCUGCCUCAGAAGAUGACGCUGCAGCAGAGGACGACGCCGCGGAGGACGAUGCCGCCGCAGAAGACGACGCUGCCUCAGAGGACGACGCCGCCGCUGCGGAGGAAGAGGCGGCGCUCGACGACUGGCACUACCUGCCGCGUCCGUGGGCGUGA
Messenger RNA from Diplodia corticola, 1143 nucleotides. RefSeq lists its product as uncharacterized. The record is from RefSeq and is a predicted model, not a curated record. Bases 1 to 1143 code for a protein of 380 amino acids. Lineage: Eukaryota; Fungi; Ascomycota; Dothideomycetes; Botryosphaeriales; Botryosphaeriaceae. The transcript has 2 exons.